AUGUCUCAGCGACCGGGCCUUCAUGUGCCUGCGAUACGCCUUGAAACGGAGAAGAAUCUUGGUAUCACGCAGCGCUCGGCCGCAAUCAACUUCGGCUGGACUGGCGAGAUCCGCAAGCGUUAUACCGACUUUCUGGUCAAUGAAAUACGGGUGGAUGGCACUGUCCUUCAUCUUCACAAGUAUGAGGAAGUCAAGUCGGACAAACCCGACACUCAGGCUCAGCAGUAUCCCGGCAACGGCAAUGCCUCUGCCAACACCUCUGGCAGACCAGAUGAUAAGCCGCAAGUUCACCGAAUCUCGGAAAAUGAUCGCCAGAUCCUCAUGGGCUUGAUUGGUGAGGCCAUUGCCCAGAGACUGAUUGAUCUCGAUGAGAAGACUCAAGCCAAAACCAACAUCCCUCCCAACGGUCGUAGUGUUGUCUUCGACGCCAUCACUGAUAGAGCGGCGCGUGCAAAGGUCCAUCAGGAAAUUCGUCGGAUCUUCCAUUCCCGCAUUGAGACUGUUGCUAAUUCGGCCGGUAUCAUCACGGCGACCGCGUCGAAAUCGACAGCCAAUCGCGGGGGUGCUAGACAGCGCAAUGGGCCGCAGCGUGACAAUAAUCGUUCCCGUGAGAUUAGCCAGAGUUUCGAACAGCUCGGCGGUAAUUACCUUCACUUCACGAUGUACAAGGAGAAUAAGGACACUAUGGAUGCGAUCAACACAAUUGCACGACUCCUCAAAGUCAAGGCUUCCUUCUUUGGCUUUGCUGGCACCAAGGAUCGUCGGGCUGCCACUGUCCAGCGCAUCAGCGUCUAUCAACAGAAAGCAUCAGAUAUGAUCUGGUUGAACACACGUAUCAACAAUGUCAAGGUUGGGGACUUCGAGUAUGCCAAGGCUCCGCUUCAGCUUGGCGACCAUGGCGGCAACGAAUUCAUCAUAACCGUCAAGAAUUGCCAGCCCCUUCCUGGGACUGAGGGUUCUGUUGUGCACCGCAUGAGGAUGAUUCAGCGGGCGGUCGAAUGUGGGCUUGCCUACCUGAAGUACAACGGCUACCUCAACUACUUUGGUCUUCAGCGCUUCGGAACCCACUCCAUCGGAACUCACAAGCUUGGCAUGAAGCUAUUGAAGAGUGAUUGGGAGGGUUUCAUUGAUGAUGUCUUGCACGUCGAUGAUCAUCUCAUCCAGCAGGUACUGAACAAUACCCCCCAGACCUGCGGGACAGGAAAGGAGCUUCGCGACAACCGCGACGACUUCAACCGCGCUCGCGCCAUCACUACUUGGAAGACCACCAAGAAUGCGGACAAGGCCCUCGAGGUCCUUCCCAAGAGGUUUAGCUCUGAAUAUUCCAUUAUUCAGCACCUCGGUAAGAACCCAAGGGAUUUUCUCGGCGCCAUUCAAAGCAUAACGCGCGGAAUGCGCCGGAUGUACGCCCACGCCUAUCAAUCUUACGUCUGGAACUAUGUCGCCACUCGUCGUUGGUCCAAGUACGGGUCCAAUGUCGUCGAGGGAGAUCUUGUCGUGGUCUCUAGCGGCCGUAGUCCUGACGGUUCCGAUGCUGAAUUCUCCGCUUACGACGACUUCGAGGAUGACAAUGCCUACGCACAGGCUCGCAGCCUCACGGCCGAAGACGUCGCUAGCGGCCAAUAUACCAUCUUUGACGUUGUAUUGCCCAACCCUGGUUACGAUGUCAUGUAUCCUCGCAAUGACAUUGGCGACUAUUACGUCGAAUUCAUGGGGCGAGAAGAAAAUGGCUGUUUGAAUCCUUAUGAGAUGCGUCGUAAGCAUCGCGAAUUCAGUCUGAGCGGCAACUAUCGUCCCCUCAUUGGGCGGUUCAUGGGCGAGCCCCAGUAUGCUAUCAAGGCGUACUGUGAUGAUCUCGAACAGAUGCACCCCACUGACCUUGAUUAUGCUCUUCAUCAGAAAGAGGCAGAGAAGAAAGCCGUUGCAUCUUCUGUGGACAGUUGGGCGCACUUUGCAAAGAAUGCAGCGGCUUAUGAUGACGCUAUGGCUACUGCGCGCCGUCGCAAAGCCGACGCAGAGCCCGCUCCUAAUGGAGACUCUGUCAUCAACGAGACGUGGAUUCAAACCGGCCUUAAUGGCAGUGAUAAGCGUGUUAAGCUCGCGCGUCAUCAUCAGACAUUCGACAAUGCCGUGGGCAGUGAAUGGUCUUCCGGACACAGUGCCUCCACUGCACCGAGCCUGGAGGCUGAGGAGCCCGGCCAUUCCACUGAUGAUGUGAACACUAUGUCUGCUGAGGCUAGCGGUGGUGUUUCCCUCCUCGAUACCACACAGGAUGAGUCCCCUCGUCCGACUACAGUCUCGGAUUUGAUCCCCAUGGUUCGCAUUUCGGACGAGCCUAUGCCUGCUUCUGGCAUGCGUGGUGUCUCGGACACUUACUAUCGCUCCAUCGGCAAGAUGCCCAGCCUUGAUGGCCUGGGUGCUCUGGAUUCGAACAUCCAGAUGCCUGUGACUGGAGGUGGAACCGCUCAGACCCCGCCACCGGGCGACGGUGCUCUCCAAACGGGGACUGAGUUGAUCAACAAUGUCGCUCUGCCUAAACUCAAUCCUGUGUCGGCCAAUCCUCUGUUUUCAGUUGAUGACAGCAUCGACGAGAGCAGCAUUGAUCCCAAGGCAACGAAGAUUGCCGUGAUCUUGAAGUUUCAACUCAAGGUCAGUAACUACGCGACCAUUGUGCUUCGGGAGCUCAUGGGCACCGAUGUCGAGUAG
This is a messenger RNA of Canariomyces notabilis, 2706 nucleotides long. RefSeq names its product pseudouridine synthase. Gene Ontology annotation, molecular function: pseudouridine synthase activity; RNA binding. The coding region runs from base 1 to 2706 and encodes 901 amino acids. NCBI's taxonomy places the organism in Eukaryota, Fungi, Ascomycota, Sordariomycetes, Sordariales, Chaetomiaceae. The record is from RefSeq and is a predicted model, not a curated record. Gene Ontology annotation, cellular component: nucleus. The transcript has 4 exons. Gene Ontology annotation, biological process: pseudouridine synthesis.